Messenger RNA from Chaetura pelagica (chimney swift), 2433 nucleotides. It is a transcript of the gene PRKCQ, whose product is annotated as protein kinase C, theta. Gene Ontology annotation, molecular function: ATP binding; diacylglycerol-dependent serine/threonine kinase activity. Lineage: Eukaryota; Metazoa; Chordata; Aves; Apodiformes; Apodidae. The transcript is spliced from 18 exons. The record is from RefSeq and is a predicted model, not a curated record. Gene Ontology annotation, biological process: protein phosphorylation. The coding region runs from base 118 to 2262 and encodes 714 amino acids.
CAUUCUUUCAGCUGUGAAAAUCCUUUCCAUGUUGUCCACAACUGUGAUGAAAAGAGAAGCCCCUCUUGCCAGAGACUGAACUCGUCUGUCAGGAAAAUAACAUUUACAGGACUUGUCAUGUCUCCCUUUCUGCGUAUUGGUUUAUCCAACUAUGACAGUGGCCCUUACCUGCCAUCCCAGGGGGAGGUGAUUAACCCUUACUGUGCUGUGAUGGUUAAAGAAGCCGUGGAGUCAGAAAAUGGCCAAGUGUACGUGCAGAAGAAGCCCACCAUGUACCCACCCUGGAACAGCACCUUCGAUGCCCACAUCAACAACGGCAGGGUCAUGCACAUUGUGGUCAAGGACAAAAGUGCUGAAAUGGUUUCAGAGACCACGGUGGAACUCAAGGUGCUGGCAGAGAGGUGCAAAAAGAGCAAUGGGAAGACAGAGAUAUGGCUAGAAUUGAAGCCUCAAGGGCGAAUGCUGAUGAAUGCAAGAUACUUCCUGGAAAUAAGUGAUGCAAAGGACCUGGCAGACUGUGAGACCGAAGGUUUUUUCUCCUUGCACCAGCGCAGAGGAGCCAUCAAACAGGCCAAAAUCCAUAAUGUCAAGUGCCACGAGUUCACAGCCACCUUCUUCCCACAACCCACCUUCUGCUCUGUCUGUCACGAGUUUGUAUGGGGUCUGAAUAAACAAGGCUAUCAGUGCAGACAAUGCAAUGCUGCCAUUCAUAAGAAGUGCAUUGAUAAAGUAAUAGCCAAGUGCACGGGAUCAGCAAUCAACAGCAGAGAAACAAUGUUCCAUAAAGAGAGGUUCAAGAUUGACAUGCCUCACCGCUUCAAAGUCUACAACUACAAGAGCCCAACUUUCUGUGAGCACUGUGGCACACUCCUCUGGGGCCUUGCACGGCAAGGAUUGAAGUGUGAUGCAUGUGGCAUGAAUGUCCACCACAAGUGCCAGAUGAAAGUAGCAAACCUUUGUGGAGUUAACCAGAAACUAAUGGCUGAAGCUCUGGCAAUGAUAGAGAGCACCCAGCAGGCUCGCUGCCAGCGGGACUCUGAGCAGAUCUCCAGGGAUGGACCUCUUGAAAUUGGCUUCCCAGUUCCUGUGAAGGAGGUGACACCACUUCAGGCACUGCCAGCAUCUACAACAGGAAAAAAAGAGCCACAGGGCAUCUCUUGGGAGACGCCAGUGGAGGGCACGGUCAAGGGAGAGUCUCUAAUAGAGACAGACUCGGGAGGAGAGCAGCCCCAGGAGCAGCAAGUGCACGAAGUGCAACUAAAACUAACCAUUGAAGAUUUUGUCCUGCACAAGAUGCUGGGGAAGGGCAGUUUUGGCAAGGUGUUCCUUGCUGAGCUGAAGAGCACAGACCAGUAUUUUGCUGUGAAAGCCCUGAAGAAGGAUGUGGUGCUGAUGGAUGAUGAUGUUGAAUGCACAAUGGUUGAAAAGAGAGUCCUCUCCUUAGCUUGGGAGCACCCGUUCCUGACUCAUGUCUUCUGUACGUUCCAGACCAAGGAAAACCUCUUUUUUGUGAUGGAAUACCUCAAUGGAGGAGACCUCAUGUUCCAUAUCCAGAGUUGUCAUAAGUUCGACCUUCCCAGAGCAACGUUUUAUGCUGCUGAAAUCAUAUGUGGGCUUCAGUUCCUCCAUUCCAAGGGCAUAAUAUACAGAGACUUGAAGCUAGACAACGUACUCUUGGACAACGAGGGGCACAUCAAAAUUGCUGACUUUGGGAUGUGCAAGGAGAACAUGUUUGGUGAUGCAAAGACAAGUACUUUCUGUGGGACUCCUGACUAUAUUGCUCCUGAGAUAUUACUGGGGCAGAAGUACAACACCUCUGUUGACUGGUGGUCCUUUGGCGUCCUCCUGUACGAGAUGCUUAUUGGCCAGUCUCCUUUCCAUGGCCAAGAUGAAGAGGAGCUUUUCCAGUCUAUCCGUAUGGACAACCCAUUCUACCCUCGCUGGCUUGACAAGGAUGCAAAGGACAUUUUGGUAAAGCUUUUUGUGAGAGAACCUGAGAGGAGACUGGGAGCAAGAGGGAACAUCCGCCAACAUGCCUUUUUCCAGGAAAUAAACUGGGAGGCUUUAGAAGAAAGAAGGAUGGAGCCUCCAUUCAAACCCAGAGUGAAAUCUCCGAGUGACUGUAGCAACUUCGACAAGGAAUUUCUAAACGAAAAGCCUAGACUGUCCUGUGCAGACAGAGCACUGAUUAACAGCAUGGACCAAAAUAUGUUCAGCAACUUCUCUUUUGUGAACCCUAAAAUGGAGAAAAUAUUUUCCUGAGAUCUGCCUUCCUGAAGAAACUCUCUGUAAUGGUUUGAGUAACACUUUGUCGACUGAUGACUGUGCAUGUUUAUUUUUAUCAAGAACCCACCAGAAAAACACCUCAGUGAAAGUUUUUUACCUUGUCCAGCUUUAUUCCAGUCUGUAGCAGGUGCCAGCCACUCUUCACUA